AGCAACAGUUAGUCAGCCACCUCGGUAGCUUGCUAGACAAAAUAGCCGAACCAAUAAAGCUCUUUAGACGCUUUAGUGUAUAUUAGCUACUGUGUUUUAAACCCACUUCUGUCGUCUAGUUAAUUAUCCGAUUUAAUGUAAUAUAGUGUUGUUGUUAUUAGUCAGCUAGCGGGCUGGUUAAGUUAGCAUUAGCCUAGCUAGCUAACAUCCCCGACCAUGAGCUCACCAAGCUACUCUCCUGUUAAAGACGACGAGGAGGAGGUCUGCUUGACGGAGGAAGAGGGUCUGUGGCUGAACGUUGUAGUGAAAGAGGAGAAGGAAGAGGAGGAUGUUACAGUAAAACAAGAAGUAGAGGGUGAGGCUGUUACAGUGAAAGAAGAAGAGAAAGACGUUUCAGUGAAAGAAGAGGAAGACUCGUUCAGAGUGAAAGACGAGGAAGAUGUUAAAGUAAAAGAAGAAGAGGAAGGAGAGAUAACUAUUAUAUUGGAAGAAGAAGAAGAGGAGGAGGAAGUUGGUGAACUGAUUAACACCAGAGAGAGACGGGACUAUAGUGGAUCCUCUGGGGAGCCUCAACAACAUCAUGAUGCUGACGAGGCAGAGAAGAGUCUCUCCAGAUCAGAAAUCCUCAAGAAACCCCAGCAGAGACCCACAGGGAAGAAAUCUCACCACUGCCCUGACUGUGGGAAGAGUUACUCAAGAUCAGAUUCACUAAAAGUACACCUGAGAAUUCACACAGGAGAGAAACCUUACCACUGCUCUGACUGUGGGAAGAGAUUUACCUCUUCGGCAGAUCUUAAAAGACAUGAGAGAAUCCACACAGGAGAAAAACCUUAUAGCUGUAAUCAAUGUGGGAAGAGUUUCACAACAUCUAGCCAGUUGACUAUACACCAGAGAACGCACACAGGAGAGAAACCGUACCACUGCUCUGACUGCGGAAAGCAUUUUCUUAAGUCAGGACAUUUAAAAUCACACCAGAGAACACACACAGUAGAGAAACCUUAUAGCUGUGAUCAAUGUGGGAAGAGUUUUACUCACUCAAGCUGCCUGAUAGUGCACCAGAGAACACACACAGGAGAGAAACCUUAUAGCUGUGAUCAAUGUGGGAAGAGUUUUGUUACUUCUAGCCGUCUGACUAUACACCGGAGAACACACACAGGAGAGAAACCUUAUAGCUGUGCUCAAUGUGGGAAGAGUUUUGUUACAUCUAGCAGUCUGAUUAUACACCAGCGGACACACAGGAGAGAAAUCAAUGUGGCAAGAGAUACUCUGGUAAAAGAUCUCUGAUUAAACAAUCAGAAAAUACGGCCUCGCGAGUGGCGCAGUGGUCUAAGGCACUGCAUCGUAGUCUUAGCUGUGCCACUAGAGAUCCCGGUUCGAGGCUUUGGACUGGUGGAAUAGAUUCCCAGUGUGGAAUGAGGUACAGUCAGUUAGGGAACCUAAUUGUGGAAAGACAUUUUCUAGGACACAGGACAAUAUAGAUGCUGUUUUCUGUCAAGUUUUUUGACUGAGAAUGUUGUUGAUGCCUGAAAACACCUGAGGGGAACACACAGGAGAAAAGCCUUUCCUAUGUUCCACUAUGAGAAUGUUGUUGAUGCCAUGUGAAAUCAUGUUUGUAUAAAAAUAUUACUAAAAUAAAAUAGGCCUACUUUAGUUGUUUUCCUCUCAAGAAAUGAUCCAUGUCUAAAAUCAGAUUUAUAAUUUUAAAAUGUGUAUUUUUAUUUUCAUUAUGGAUUUGGAUUUGAUUGAAUACAAGUAUGACCCCCCCUCAGAUGUUCAUGAUAUGACUUGGAAAGUUGUAGAUUUUAUUAAAUAGAUUUUUUUUUUUAAA
This is a messenger RNA of Salmo salar (Atlantic salmon), 1828 nucleotides long. RefSeq lists its product as uncharacterized. Gene Ontology annotation, molecular function: DNA-binding transcription factor activity, RNA polymerase II-specific; RNA polymerase II cis-regulatory region sequence-specific DNA binding. Gene Ontology annotation, biological process: regulation of transcription by RNA polymerase II. NCBI's taxonomy places the organism in Eukaryota, Metazoa, Chordata, Actinopteri, Salmoniformes, Salmonidae. The record is from RefSeq and is a predicted model, not a curated record.